GAAAUGGGUCUGAAGGUCGGACAGGAAGCCUCGUUCUCUGUGCAGCUGAACGGAGCCAGAGGUCUGAUCGAUGCUAAGAUCCACUCGCCGUCAGGAGCCGUUGAGGAGUGUUACAUCACCGAGCUGGACAGUGAUCAACACGCCAUCAGGUUCAUCCCGAGAGAAAACGGCGUUCACUCCAUCGAUGUGCGUUUUAACGGCAGCCACGUCCCCGGCAGCCCCUUCAAGAUCCGAGUGGGAGAACCGGGACAGGUGGGAGAUCCUGGUAUGGUGUCUGCCUUCGGACCGGGACUGGAGGGAGGAGUCACAGGUGUGGCAUCAGAGUUUAUCGUGAACACAUGUAACGCCGGCUCAGGAGCUCUGUCGGUGACCGUGGACGGACCGUCCAAAGUGAAGAUGGACUGUCAGGAAAGUGCUGAGGGCUACAAGGUCUCAUACACACCCAUGGCCCCCGGAAACUACCUGAUCUCCAUCAAGUACGGAGGUGGUCACGUGGUCGGAAGUCCCUUCAAGGCCAAAGUCUCAGGUGGAUCAAGCAGCACGUACCUGAACGCAGCACAUACCUGAUCGCAGCACGUACCUGAACGCAGCACGUACCUGAUCGCAGCACGUACCUGAACGUAGCACGUACCUGAACAUAGCAC
This is a messenger RNA of Paralichthys olivaceus (Japanese flounder), 644 nucleotides long. The record is from RefSeq and is a predicted model, not a curated record. Lineage: Eukaryota; Metazoa; Chordata; Actinopteri; Pleuronectiformes; Paralichthyidae.